Spodoptera litura is the source of this 2301-nucleotide messenger RNA. RefSeq lists its product as uncharacterized. The record is from RefSeq and is a predicted model, not a curated record. Lineage: Eukaryota; Metazoa; Arthropoda; Insecta; Lepidoptera; Noctuidae.
AUUACCGACUUCAAAAAAAGGAGCUGUAAUAAGAUCGGCAGAUUGUUUUUUUUUUUUUUGUUUGCAGUUGGGGUAUGCCACUGUCAGGAAGGCAGCCAUUACUUCUUGGGUAGAUGCUGGAAAUCAAUGGGUAUGGGUGAACAAUGUACGCGAAAUGAAGAAUGUAUGGGAAAAUUAAGAGAUCCCUAUAAUUUGGCUUGUAUUGACGGUGUUUGUACAUGCGCUAGCGGCUUCUAUGAAAGGCAAAGAGGAGAGUGCAGGGCGGGUAGCUUCAAUAUUGGUGACGACUGUAUUUUACAUGAAGACUGUAGAUUUGAAAAUGGUUAUUGCGAUGCUGCAUUGAAGUGUGCGGACUCGACUGCUUCAACUCCAGCACUUAACAACGAUGAUGGACUUCUGAUGAAGGGAGCGGCAUCUAAACCAGAAAUAACUGAAGGCAACAACUUCACCAGUUUAAGUAUGACCUCAGUAUCAAGGAACCAUGGUAGAGCCUGUAGCACAUCGCAAGAUUGUCCUAAUGUGUUUGAGUGUACCGCUUAUGGGUACUGUGCCUGUCCAAGAGGGUACUAUGCUAAUGCCGCCGGCACAUCGUGUUUAGCUGAACUUGGAUCUCCAUCAACAAAUAACCAAUGUUCAGGGUUUAUAGCUGCAGUUCAAGACGGGAUUUGUCGGUGUCCUAAGAACUUCUAUUAUAAUGAAAAUAUGAGGGAUUGUGUCAAAGCAACACGUCGUUUCACCGACGCUUGUGUUAAUGACGAAAUGUGUCAUACAUUCGGUGCUUCAGCGCGCUGCGGGGAACCUGGACAGUUUGAGCUGAGGUCUUGCGAAUGCAUCCCUGAAGAGGCUGUCUGGGAUGCUAACAGACAAAUCUGUAGAUUGUUUGCUGGUAUUGGUGAAUAUUGCGAGGAAAACAGUGAUUGCUUAGCUGGUAACAUGGAGAUCCUCUGUGUACGGGAAAAUGGUGAUGAAAGCGGAGAGAGUGCAGAGGGCGGUGAUGUCGCUGUUGGUGGUGUAUGUUCCUGUCCUGACGGAUUCUCUAACAUUGGUGGACUGUGCCUUACUACUGGAUUGUCUCUUGGCGAUGCAUGUCAAGCGUCUAUCGAGUGUAUAGAUACUGUACAUGCGGAUUGUAUAGAAGGUUUCUGCUCAUGUCGUGAAGGGUACCAGGCUGUAGAUGGAACUUGUGCCCCACUUAUUGGCAGCAUCUGUAAUGGUGACGACUGUGUCACAGGACACUCAUUUUGCAAUUUGGACAGCCACACAUGUCAAUGCGCUGAAGGGUUCGUGGGAUAUGAUUACGUAUGCUGGCCACAUCUGAUUCAUCCCAGCGCACCAUGCACAGUUACUGCCCAAUGUACCGUUACCACAGGACCCGCUAGUUCUUGCGAAGAAGGUCGAUGUGUUUGCUUUGAAGGGUACCAUCUACGGGACGGCUACUGUUGGCCAAAGACUGGUUUAUUCGAGCCGUGUUCGCGAAGCAGCGAGUGUUUCUUAGAAAAUAUUACAGACAGAGUACAAUGCAGAAAUAGUCUGUGCCAGUGUUCAUUUGAAUAUCCUUAUUCUGAAGCAUUAGGGACAUGCACAUCAUCAGCUACGACUUCAGUUGGAAGCCUCUUCAUGACCGUAUUAGCUUUAAUCUACAUUAAAUUAAAUUAUUAAAUGACAUGGCGUCAUCAAUAGCAAGUCAGUGAUAGUCGACUGUUGGAUUAGAAGCCAUUACAGGGUUUAUUAUUAUCAUCUAUACUAGCUAUACUCAACAGUAUCGUCUUUUCCAUAGGGCACUCGGGGCUCGUGCCCAAGGCCCCAUUCUCAGGGGGCCCUGAAGGACCGCCAAUUGAGUGCUUGCCUUAAUCAAAAAUAAAGGAUUUCGACUGUUCAAUACAAUAAAAUAUUUAAAAAUUCACACUUUUAUUAAUUGAUUUUAUGACCAACUUAAUAUUAGUAUUUCUCCAGCAUUUUUUAAAGAAAUAAGUAUGCUGUUCGACGCUAAAAAAACGUGACUUCACAAUACACAAUCUCGUACCAAAUUCAUAGAAAACUGUCGUUCGUGACAGUUCCGAAAAACUAUUGAACUAUAAAUCAAAAUGAAAGUGUGAUUAUUGUUUAAUAUUAUUUUAUUGAUAUUGAUGAUAUUGACCAGUAGAUAUAAUUAAUUUUUGAUUAAGAAAAGUACCCAAUUGUAUGAAAAUAAAUACUUUUUAUAUCAUAAUCGUCGUCCUAGUGAGAAUUUUACCCAAAUAUAUUAUAUUGUUUAAGUUAUUGUUUUAAGUUUAAUAUUUGUAAAUAUACUCAUAUGUUUUA